AGGCAACAUGAAUCGAGACAGUCACAGCGAAGACACCUUGUCAACCAUGGUCCUGGAGAACAUUAAAAACAAACUGAUCCAUGCCUUCAGGACGACAGGGGAACCCCGGGAGGAACCGCAAGACUCUGCGUCUGUCGUCCGUCCGGUCAGCGUCGGCAGGAGCUACCAAGCCAAUGAAGAGCUGCGGAGGGCAAAGAUAGACGGAGCAAUAACCUGGCUGAGGUCCGAACUGGUGAGUUCUCAGCUGGAGAUGCGUUCACAGGACCGCCAGCUGGCUCAGACACUGCUGGGGCUCAACACAGAGAUCCAGAGACUGAGGAGGGAGAGUUACGUAGCGAUGGAAGUAGAGGGGGAAGAUUAGCGGAAAUCCACCUUCUCCGGGGAAGCCGUAAGAGUGAGAGUGGCUUAAGCUGGAGAAGGGUGGGAGGAUGGAGGGGGGGUGCUCUUACAUCGGAGCCCGCGGAGGACUAAAGGCGUUGGCUCUGCUGGAUAUUAUUGCAAGGAGGGAUGUGGACGAAGCUGAAACCCUGCCAAGUGGAAUGAUUUCACUCUGAAGGUCAAUGGGACUGGAUGUCUGGUGAAUGAAUUUGCCCGCCAGAUGUCUUUGAUUGGAUAAUAGUUCAUUGUAACAGAAUAUGUCUUGUGUGGUUACAAACAAGCACGCCAGAGUCGCAUGUAAAAUAACCGGAGUUUAGAAAGGAGGGGGGCUUUGAACGCCUGUGAUGUUGAUAUUUCCACCAGCCGCAGGUAUAUUCCCCAGUUGCAUAUAUGCUAGUGGCACCAAAAGAGGGAGAAAGAAAUCUGUUUUUAUUUUCUCUUUAUUGGGAGGAAAAAUAGAACGCCAAAAGAAAAAAAAAGUUUGCAGUCAUUGUGUGGUCAUUUUGAUCCUAACUGAAAGUGAAGUGCCUUGUAAUUUGUAAUUUGACAAAAAUAAAUGUGAACCAUUAUAUUUGUCUACUGGUUUUAU
This is a messenger RNA of Lampris incognitus (smalleye Pacific opah), 967 nucleotides long. Its product is annotated as protein FAM167A. The transcript has 2 exons. The record is from RefSeq and is a predicted model, not a curated record. Lineage: Eukaryota; Metazoa; Chordata; Actinopteri; Lampriformes; Lampridae. Bases 8 to 361 code for a protein of 117 amino acids.